CAUCCUGCUUUUGAGAGACGUUCGUGGUCCUCGGUUUGAUUACACAUUGAAAAAUCCGAGAAGAAGCAACUUCGCUGUGGUUUACUUUACCAUUUGGGGGCGAGGAUAAAGGGAGUAUGGGAUGAGACACCUCCUCCGCUUGCCAGUUCCUAAAAUGAUCCGGAUUAUGUGGCCAACAAUCUCCCCGUUCCAACAUCAAGCCUCUCCACUGUGUACCUCGUCUAUCCAGGGGGACGGCACUUGUAACGGAUCACACAGCAAGAAGCCUCUGCUGUCAGAUCCAGGACUCUUUGACGCCCAGUUCGAGGAGUUGGUGCAGGAGCUGACCGAGCAGGACCUCACUGAUCCUGUACUUACGGAUGCCCUAAAUCGGCUGAAAGAGGUUUUGCUCUACAAUGCCCCGGGAGGCAAGAGGAACCGGGGUCUGUCAGUGAUUGGCUCCUUGCGGGAGCUCGUCCCACCAACUCAGCUCACACAGGACACCGUGCAGCGCGCUCUGGUGGUCGGCUGGUGUGUUGAAUUGCUUCAGGCCUUCUUCCUUGUAGCCGAUGACAUCAUGGAUGCAUCAGUGACCCGCAGAGGACAGCCCUGCUGGUACAAGAAGGACGGUAUAGGCUUGGAUGCCAUCAAUGAUGCCUUCCUCCUGGAGGUCUCCAUUUACAGGCUGCUGCGCAGACACUGCAGGACCCAGCCCUACUAUGUCCACCUGCUAGAGCUUUUCACUGAGACAUCCUUCCAGACUGAACUCGGUCAAGCUCUCGACCUCAUGACGGCACCCCCUGGUCAGAUUGACCUCAGCAGAUUCACCAUGGAGAGGUACAAAGCUAUUGUGAAAUAUAAGACGGCCUUCUACUCCUUUUACCUCCCAGUGGCAGCAGCCAUGUACAUGGCUGGAAUCGAGGACGAAGAGGAGCACAAAAAUGCCAAACACAUCUUACUUGAGAUGGGAGAGUUCUUCCAAAUCCAGGAUGAUUACCUGGACUGUUAUGGAGACCCGGCGGUGACUGGAAAGAUUGGCACAGACAUCCAGGAUAACAAGUGCAGUUGGCUCGUUGUCACGGCGAUGGAAGUCCUGACCGCUGAACAGAGAGCAGAGUUGGAGGCCUGUUACGGGCGUCACGAUGACGCCAGCGUGGAAAAGGUCAAAGCGCUCUAUGACGCCUUGCAGAUGCCAAGCGUGUACCGCAAAUACGAAGACGAGAGCUACCAGCGGCUACAGAAGCUCAUCACCCGUCACGCUCAGAACCUCCCUCACGCCGUGUUCCUCAACUUUGCCAAGAAGAUCUACAAGAGGAACAAGUGAAAUGGGGGGGGGGGGGUGACAUUAAUGCUAAUUGUCUCAUUGUUGGGACAAUGUCACAUGACUUGGUUUUGGAAGAGAAGAGACUUUGGAAGAGACCAUGCAGGGACUUAAAGCUUGUUAAAAUAUUGUCUUAUCAUUUAAGGUUUCAUGUCUGACCUGUAUGAAUUUCUUUAGAGAGGUAUAUGUCCAGGCAGACCUACUUUCUUCAUUCUCCAUUUUUUUAUAUUGCUAUUAUCGUAGGCUGCCUUGGAUUGAAUGUUUAUUGCUUUGAAUAAAUAAUACAUGAAGUACGAUCUGCCG
Dunckerocampus dactyliophorus (ringed pipefish) is the source of this 1603-nucleotide messenger RNA. RefSeq names its product farnesyl diphosphate synthase (farnesyl pyrophosphate synthetase, dimethylallyltranstransferase, geranyltranstransferase) (gene fdps). Gene Ontology annotation, biological process: trans, trans-farnesyl diphosphate biosynthetic process. Lineage: Eukaryota; Metazoa; Chordata; Actinopteri; Syngnathiformes; Syngnathidae. The record is from RefSeq and is a predicted model, not a curated record. The transcript has 10 exons. Gene Ontology annotation, molecular function: (2E,6E)-farnesyl diphosphate synthase activity; dimethylallyltranstransferase activity. Gene Ontology annotation, cellular component: cytoplasm. The coding region runs from base 122 to 1303 and encodes 393 amino acids.